This is a messenger RNA of Aricia agestis (brown argus), 937 nucleotides long. RefSeq lists its product as uncharacterized. NCBI's taxonomy places the organism in Eukaryota, Metazoa, Arthropoda, Insecta, Lepidoptera, Lycaenidae. The record is from RefSeq and is a predicted model, not a curated record. Bases 11 to 937 code for a protein of 308 amino acids. The transcript has a single exon.
UUGGAAGAAAAUGGAGAGCAUGGGUAUACCGGUAGAUAUUAUAAAUAUUUUUCGUUACUGGUAUCGGAAUCAGACGAAUCACGUGAAAUGGGCCAAUAGACUCUCUAGGGCGUACAGGUUGAAUUGCGGUGUGAGACAGGGGGGUUUAUCGUCUCCUAAGCUAUUCAAUCUGUACGUGAAUGAUCUCAUAGUGGAGCUCAGCAGUAUGCGUGUCGGAUGCAAGGUUGGUGGUGUUAGCGUUAACAACAUUAGCUACGCGGACGACAUGGUAUUGCUGAGUCCCACUGCGAGAGGAAUUCGGGAGAUGCUGAAGGUGUGUGAGAGAUACGCUGAUUCGCAUGGCCUGACAUAUAAUGUCAACAAAAGUGAAAUUAUGAUCUUUAAGGCCGCUGGUAAGUAUCCCGAGUCCAUACCUCCAAUAUACCUCGGCGGAAAGGAGCUGAAUAGAGCAUUUAAUUUUAAAUAUCUCGGCCAUAUUCUUACCGACGACCUUAAAGAUGAUCUAGAUAUUGAACGGGAGCGGAGGGCUUUGGCGGUGCGAGGUAAUAUGCUGGCCCGCAGGUUCGCACGUUGUACGGAUGAAGUGAAGAUCACACUCUUUAAAGCGUUCUGUCAGAAUCUGUACACGGGCGGCCUGUGGAUCAGCUAUACCAAAGCAUCUCUAAACACCCUUCGCAUCCAAUAUAACAAUAUCUUCAGGAUGAUGCUGAAACUUCCCCGAUUUUGUAGUGCGUCCGAGAUGUUUGCACAAGCAAGGACGGAUGGCUUCCGGGCACUCAUGCGCAAGAAAGCUGCAUCUCUAAUAAAUCGCGUAAGGGGAAGUAACAACAGCAUCCUGAAGAUUGUGGCAGAUGAUCCGCAUGCACCUAUAUUAAGGAACUAUGUGCGGAUAAUGAACGAAUUCGAGAGCAGACCUCCAGGAUAUAUUCGCUCAUAG